Gymnogyps californianus (California condor) is the source of this 809-nucleotide messenger RNA. It is a transcript of the gene CENPV, whose product is annotated as centromere protein V. NCBI's taxonomy places the organism in Eukaryota, Metazoa, Chordata, Aves, Accipitriformes, Cathartidae. The record is from RefSeq and is a predicted model, not a curated record. Bases 5 to 664 code for a protein of 219 amino acids. The transcript is spliced from 5 exons. Gene Ontology annotation, molecular function: carbon-sulfur lyase activity.
GCGCAUGGGGCGAGCCACGGCGGGCAGCGCUCGGCGGUCCCGGCGGGGCAGCGCGGCCGCCAGCUCCCCCGCGGGCGGGAGCCGCCGGGGGCGAGGGAAGAAGGCGGGAGGACCCCCGGCCGGGCCGGGGGCGCAGGCACAGCCCCCCGGCCCCGGCGCCUUCGAUCUGGGGGCGCAGAGCGGGCGCUGGGCCGCCUUCCAGGAGCGGCACCGGCUGAGCUGCGAGGAGGCGGCGCGGCUGCUGCUGGACGCCUAUGAAUACAGAGGUUUGGUCAAACACACAGGAGGCUGUCACUGCGGAGCCGUCCGCUUUGAGGUCUGGGCUUCAGCAGAUCUGCAUGUUUUUAACUGCAAUUGCAGCAUUUGCACAAAGAAACAGAACAGACACUUCAUUGUCCCAGCGUCGCGUUUCAAGCUGCUGAAGGGUGCUGAUAAUUUGACAACAUACACCUUCAACACACAUCAUGCCCAGCACACAUUCUGCAAGACCUGUGGCGUACAGAGCUUUUAUACUCCUCGUUCUAAUCCAGAUGGUUAUGGAAUAGCUCCCCAUUGUCUGGAUGACGGCACCGUGCAGACCAUUGUCACGGAGGAUAUCAAUGGCAAGGAAUGGGAGAAGGCAGUGAAGGAACAUAAGACCAUCAGAGACAUGUCAAAACCCUGACACACCCUUCCAGCAGCUGAACUUGGAGCACUGCCAUGGAACUCUAGUCUGGGCUUUCCUGGGUGAGGGUUGGCAAAAUCAAUCUCUACAUUAUUGUUUUCUGUUCUCUGUUUCUUAAAUAAAUCUUUCUAUGCUGCCUGUCGCA